Messenger RNA from Acanthochromis polyacanthus (spiny chromis), 5504 nucleotides. Its product is annotated as leucine-rich repeat and fibronectin type III domain-containing protein 1-like protein. Bases 1398 to 3494 code for a protein of 698 amino acids. The record is from RefSeq and is a predicted model, not a curated record. Lineage: Eukaryota; Metazoa; Chordata; Actinopteri; Pomacentridae. Gene Ontology annotation, molecular function: protein binding. The transcript has 12 exons.
AAUUAAAUCAGCUGUACUUCCCCCCUCAGGCAAAACGCCCCGCGAUGGCAUCAGCCGCCGUCGUCAUUGCGCAUCCAUCUGUUAUUAGCAGCUCUGUGAUCUCCGGAGCAGCGACUUGUCAAUAGAGGAGCAGGACACCGAUCCGGAGACGCAGACAGCAGAGGAGCUGGUGGGCGUAGCGCCUCCCGGGACGAGCCACCGCACACUGGGAAAGUAACUGCAGGAGAGAUGCGCUCACCGCAACGGAUCAGAGCGCGUUUUUAACGAGAGGAUAAGGACCGGAGAUGUUUUCCUAGAGAGGUUUAUCAUCCUCUGCCUCUAUCUAUAGGCGGCCAUCCAGCCGGGCAACCCGCACUGCUGUCCGGCGCCUUCUCUUGGAGAGAAGAGAGAGAGGUCAAGACAAAGUCACUUCUGUAGCUGGGAAGGGGGAGAGCGAGCGUUUAUCCAAGCUCCCUGUGAUUCUGCAGCUUCUUUUCCAGCUGUAUUUCUUAACUGUGGAAGACAUUGGGACGUAUCAAAACCGAGCAGAAAGGAUUAUUAUUAGCAAUAAAACCAGAAGAGCUGUGAAUGAGUGAGAUGUGAUGUUGGGGCAGUUGCUGGAUGUGGAAGCAAAGAGCAUCUAUAGGGGAGCUUCCGUGGAGACCAGCUGAGUAACCUGGAACGGUGAGAUCGGAGUCCGGAGUCGUUUCUUUAGCAGAUACUAUACACCGAUUCCCCUUCCACUCUUUAAACAGUGGAUUCCUGCGAAGGAGCUCGGCUAUAUUUCCUUCAAAUGACCGUUUAACGGAGUCCUAACAGAAACGCGAGGAGCUCAUAUAUGGAGACCAAAUGAGUGCGCAACGCGGCGGUGCGCCGGCUUAGCGGCGUUUUUUCUUCCCCCACUCUCACAGUCCUGUCCCAGUGGAUCAGCAGCGGAUUGCUGGAGGUUACAGUCUGCCACCGGUCCACUACCCGCAGUGGGCUUUUCAUGCAAACUCAACGGGAACUAAAUUGAACCGCCUGGUUCGCCCCCCAUCACCACCACCACCUCCCUCCAGGAGCCCCGCAGCGCGACCAGCCUUGCGCGGCAGCUACAAGACCGGAGAGGAAAGGGGGGGGGAAGUGGAUAUGAUUUCUUAUUUGGUUUGAUAAUUUGUCUGUUCAAGAAGGGGAUUAUUUAACAUUUUAUUUGCUGAGUGGAGUUCUUCAUCCUGGCUUGAUAAAUAGGGAGGAGACUCCCGGAGGAGAUUAGGCUUUUCUACCCAACAGGAGAGGAGGAGACGCGCAGGUCUUUGGAUCCAUCUCCCCAGGCCAUCUCUCUUUCUGUCCAUCCGCCUGUCACUGCAGUUCAUCUUCAUGUUGAGUAACAAAAAACUGCAGCACACCAGAUAGAGUUGCCCCGUUCCCAGUGGAGGAUAAUGGAACGGCUGUGGUUCUCUUUGCUGUUGCUGGCAGCAGCAUGCAGGGGACAGCCGUGUCCGAAACGCUGCAUGUGCCAGAGCCUUUCUCCGUCGCUCGCUAUCCUCUGCUCCAAGACAGGCUUGCUGUUUGUUCCUGCUGCCAUUGAUCGACGCACAGUGGAGCUGAGGCUUCAAGAGAACUUCAUCACAGCUGUCCGAAGAAAGGACUUUGCCAACAUGACCAGCCUGUUACAUCUGACCCUGUCCAGAAACACCAUCAGUCAGAUCCUUCCGUCAGCGUUCAGUGAUCUACGGCGACUGCGAGCGCUCCAUCUGGACUCUAAUAGAUUAACUGUGAUCAAGGACGACCAUUUCAAAGGUCUGACCAACCUUCGCCAUCUGAUCUUGGCCAACAACCAGCUUCACUCAAUAUCUCCUCAUGCCUUCGAUGACUUCUUGUCCACACUGGAGGAUCUAGACCUCAGUUAUAACAACCUUGCCCAGGUGCCCUGGGACACAAUCGGGCGCCUAACCAAUGUCAACACCCUGAAUAUGGACCAUAACCUCAUAGAAAAUGUUCCACAGGGGGUAUUCACCAACCUGCACAAACUGGCCAGGCUAGACAUGACGUCCAACAAGCUAAAGAAGAUCCCUCCAGAUCCGCUGUUCCUGAGAAUUCCAGUUUAUGCCAAGUCCAAAGGCUCUCCCCUCUCCUCUCUUGUGUUGAGUUUUGGUGGUAACCCCCUUCACUGUAACUGUGAACUUCUGUGGCUGAGGAGAUUAACCAGAGAAGAUGACCUGGAGACAUGCGCCUCUCCCCCUGACCUCAGUGCCAAGUACUUCUGGACAAUACCUGAAGAGGAGUUUAUUUGCGAUCCACCGGUUCUGACCCGAAAGUCACCUCAUACUGUGGCUAUGGAAGGCCAACCUGCCAGUCUGAAGUGCAAAGCAAAUGGUGACCCAGAGCCUGAAGUCCACUGGAUCAGCCCUGAAGGGCGGCUUAUAUCAAAUGGAUCAAGAACUUUAGUCUUCCCCAACGGAAGCCUGGAGAUCAACGUAACGUCCCUGAAGGACUCAGGAAACUUCACCUGCAUUGCCUCCAACGCAGCAGGUGAAUCCACAGGAAGGGUGGAGUUAGUCGUCACGGCAAUGCCCCAUCUGGCAAACAGCACCAGCCGCAGCCGAGACCCUUCCUCCGAUCCUGCCCCCUCUGACAUCCUGACCUCCUCUAAAGUUGCAUUGCCCAACAACGAGACUAGAGUGGCAGACAGGAGGGUCUCACUGGUGGAGCUGACGGGGAACUCUGCCCUCAUUAGAUGGAGCAGUCAAACUCCGACAUCAGGAGUCAGGAUGUUCCAAGUCCAGUACAACAGCUCUGGGGAUGACACGCUGGUUUACAGGAUGAUUCCAUCCAGCAGCAACGACUUCCUGGUGCGGGACCUCGCUGCUGGACGCAGCUACGACCUUUGCGUCCUGGCCGUGUUUGAUGACGUCAUCACAUCGCUGACUGCAACGCGUCCGUUGGGCUGUCUGUCAUUCACUACGGACACAGAGUUCAGCCAGUGUCAAGCACUGCACAGCCACUUCCUGGGUGGCACUAUGAUCAUCAUCAUCGGAGGGAUUAUUGUUGCUUCUGUGCUAGUUUUCAUCAUCAUCCUAAUGAUACGAUACAAGGUUUACAGCCAUCAAGGGGCGGGACACAGCAAGGGAGCCAUCGCGGCCACGACGACGGCGCCGAGGCCGCAGAGCAACGGACAAGGAGGAGGCAGUCAGGUCCAAGUCGUCCCUCGCUCUGCCUCAAAGAUGAUUGACAGUCAGGACGACCAGGCACUAGCACCGUCCAGGGCCAUGUCGCCUAGCAACACCCUGAGAGACACAGUGGCAUUGGUGGAGGAGGAGGGCAGUGGACGGAACAUAAUGACAAGAACUGACUCAGUGGCCAAUGAGGAGUUGCUCUCACCCACCAAGGCACGCUACUCCUCCAGGGUUGCCAUUGAGAUGAAAAUCAGACCGCCAUCUGUCGCCAAAGAGCCCACCUCUCCCAAGGAGCUCGCAGCAGCAGCAGCAGACGACAGGCGGCCUCGUAGUGUCGAAUGGAGAGACUUUAAGAUCUGAAGGUCUCUUGGCCUCACAGAGUGAUCGGGCCCAUACUACACAAAGAAACCCUGAUGUUGUUCUCAGAGGAAGAUGCGGGGAAAUAAAGGUCACCAAUGGGGAGAAGCUGGUGAAAACUCUGAAGAAGAAUAAAAGGCCCUAUAGCUCAUCUCCCCGUAUCUCCUGUUUACUGUACACAUUACUUUGUUUCCAUGAUUAUCAUGGGGUUAUAGACCUGUACUGUCUGGUUUACUUUCAAGUGCUUAUCCUGGUUCUCAUGUCUGGAUUUGGACGGACACGUCGAGAACUGGUGUCUGAUUGGCUGCUAAUUGACCAGUUGUUGCAGGAUCCAGCUGUCAGUGUGAUCACCUUAGUCACUGAUAAGGGAAGGGCCACUUAAAACAUCUGUAUUAGUGUGGAAGUGGAGACACUGGGAGUAGAUAAUUUAUUUCAAAAGCAGCAUAAAGGAGCAGAAAGAAAAUGUGAAUCAACUUCUCACCAUCUGGGGCAGCUUCGACAUGCAUGGACAGAUACAGAGAGGAUGGUAAAAACAGAAAAAGAAAAUGAACAGCAAGCAAAGCUGGAUGCCUAGAUAAUUAUGCUAAGGCUGGAUGUACAAUGUGACAGACUGCACAAACAGAAGAAGGAACAUCAUAGAGAAAAGUAUCCCGAUGGGUCUGGUUUUGGAUAUGGACAUGUUAAACGAUAAUGGUUGACUGUUUCUGAAAAUAACCAUAAGGGACUCAGGAUGGCUGCCUCCAAGUGGCUCCACUCUAUUAAUCAAUGUGGAAUAAAGCAAUUCUGUCAAAUUGAACUGAGCUGAGCUGACGCUGGCUGGGCUGACGCUGGCUGGGCUCAACUGGAGCUGGAUCUUAACCAUAACUGGACCCUGUUAUGUCUUAAUCAAAAUUUUAUCUUUUUGGAAAGCACAUAAAGCAUAUGAGAAAGAAAAUGAACUGAGCGAGUUUGACCCGGACAGAACUGGACAAAACCUGGAGCCAGUGGAGCCUGACCUGGAGUUGUACAGCAACAUGAUGCAGACUAAACUGUACUCGACUACUCAGGCCUGCCAUCAGUCUGGUGUAUGCAUUCUACUGCUCUGUCCUAUAUUUACUGCUUUCCACUGGAUGAGACUGGUGAGGACCUUGGGGACCUUUACCAGCCUCUCUCGCUGCUCUCCAGGCCCACUUAAACAGACCCAGUGAUCAGGAGGAAAGCCACAUGUCUGAAGUGAAGAAAGACAAACCAACCGUUCAAGUAGCAGGGUACCAAAUCACAUCAGUGCUUAUUGAGAUCAUCCAGCAUUUUCAUCAGAAACUUCAUCAACCACCAUUGAUUUCAUCACUGAAUACGUUUACAAGAGUUCUACACUGCAAGUGGCACUAGUUUAAUGUGAAGAAAAAUGCUGUACGACGGUAUACUUACUGCACAACCUGUGUUGUUAACAUCCUGGCUGUCACCAUCCAGGUACCGCACAUCUUCAUCAGCAUAGAGUGUGUUUACGUGCACACAGCGUGACUGAUACUUGGGCAUAUCUCAUCUAAUGUCUCUGUCAGAUAUCCCUUUAUAUAAAUCAUCAGAAUAUCCCAGGUGCUCUAUACAAGCAUCUCUCUCAUCUCUAGUAUGCUUUGAGUCUGGUUAGUGUAAAUGGGAUAUGUGGUACAUGUGGAGUCUCAGAUAUUUAUUAUCCAUAUGUGUGCACGUAACUGCGCUCGCUGCCGAUUCCCCGGGUCACCAUAAUCAGCAUCAUCAUGAUUGUUAAGAGUUCCCUGCAGAUAUGAGAGGUGGUAGAACAGGAAACAGACGGAGAACCUCAAACGUUUUGAUCCAUCCCAGAAGAAGCACCCCCCCCAAAAAAAAGAUAAAAAUACAAAUGCUUUGUCUUCACUUUUCCCCUCCUGUGUUCCUCUCACUUUUUCUUUGGGCUUUAUCUUUUGUAUGUGUACAUAAAGCAAUUUCAAAUCUUAUAGUUUUGUACAUGUAAUUUUUAUGGUGUGUGGAUAUUUUCUAAUAAAAUAAAACAAAAAUGGA